This is a messenger RNA of Phodopus roborovskii (desert hamster), 3476 nucleotides long. It is a transcript of the gene Arcn1, whose product is annotated as archain 1. The record is from RefSeq and is a predicted model, not a curated record. Gene Ontology annotation, cellular component: cytosol; COPI vesicle coat. Gene Ontology annotation, biological process: Golgi localization; retrograde vesicle-mediated transport, Golgi to endoplasmic reticulum; endoplasmic reticulum to Golgi vesicle-mediated transport. NCBI's taxonomy places the organism in Eukaryota, Metazoa, Chordata, Mammalia, Rodentia, Cricetidae. The coding region runs from base 159 to 1694 and encodes 511 amino acids. The transcript has 10 exons.
GGAGACGUGGCUUGGGUCCGCCAUCUUGGCAAGAGGCGAAGCGGCGGAGGCUCCUGUCAGGGGCAGCAGGACCGGAGCGGCCGGUGCUCCGCUUCCUUGGGCCACAGCCCGAGCCCCAGCGGAGCCAGAGCGUGGUGCGCCCCACCUGCGGCCUCACCAUGGUGCUGUUGGCAGCAGCAGUCUGCACGAAAGCAGGAAAGGCUAUUGUUUCUCGACAGUUUGUGGAGAUGACCCGCACUCGGAUUGAGGGUUUACUAGCAGCUUUUCCAAAACUCAUGAACACUGGAAAACAACAUACUUUUGUUGAAACAGAGAGUGUAAGAUAUGUCUACCAACCUAUGGAGAAACUGUACAUGGUAUUGAUCACUACCAAAAACAGCAAUAUUUUAGAAGAUUUGGAGACUUUAAGGCUCUUCUCAAGAGUGAUUCCUGAAUAUUGCCGUGCUUUAGAAGAAAAUGAAAUAUCUGAGCACUGUUUUGAUUUGAUUUUUGCUUUUGAUGAAAUUGUUGCCCUGGGAUACCGGGAGAAUGUUAACUUGGCACAGAUCAGAACCUUCACAGAAAUGGAUUCUCAUGAGGAGAAAGUGUUCAGAGCAGUCAGAGAGACUCAAGAACGUGAAGCUAAAGCUGAGAUGCGGCGUAAAGCAAAGGAAUUACAACAGGCCCGAAGAGAUGCAGAGAGACAGGGCAAAAAAGCACCAGGAUUUGGGGGAUUUGGUAGUUCUGCAGUAUCUGGAGGCAGCACAGCAGCCAUGAUCACAGAGACUAUCAUUGAAACUGAUAAACCAAAAGUGGCACCUGCACCAGCCAGACCUUCAGGCCCCAGCAAGGCUUUGAAACUUGGAGCCAAAGGAAAGGAAGUAGAUAACUUUGUGGACAAAUUGAAAUCUGAAGGUGAAACUAUUAUGUCUUCUAAUAUAGGGAAACGUACCUCGGAAGCAACCAAAGUGCAUGCUCCGCCCAUUAAUAUGGAAAGUGUGCAUAUGAAGAUUGAAGAAAAGAUCACAUUAACCUGUGGGAGAGAUGGAGGAUUACAGAAUAUGGAGUUGCAUGGCAUGAUCAUGCUUAGAAUCUCAGAUGACAAAUUUGGCCGGAUUCGUCUUCAUGUAGAAAAUGAAGAUAAGAAAGGGGUGCAGCUACAGACCCAUCCAAAUGUGGAUAAGAAGCUUUUCACUGCAGAGUCUCUCAUUGGCUUGAAAAACCCAGAGAAGUCAUUUCCAGUCAACAGUGAUGUAGGGGUACUAAAGUGGAGACUACAGACAACAGAAGAAUCUUUUAUUCCCUUGACAAUUAAUUGCUGGCCUUCUGAAAGUGGAAAUGGUUGUGAUGUCAACAUAGAAUAUGAACUACAGGAAGACAAUUUAGAGCUCAAUGAUGUGGUCAUCACCAUCCCACUCCCAUCGGGUGUUGGUGCACCAGUGAUUGGUGAGAUUGAUGGGGAAUAUCGACACGACAGUCGGCGAAAUACCUUGGAGUGGUGCCUGCCAGUGAUCGAUGCCAAAAAUAAGAGUGGCAGCCUGGAAUUUAGCAUUCCUGGGCAGCCCAAUGACUUCUUCCCUGUUCAAGUUUCCUUCAUCUCCAAAAAGAAUUACUGCAACAUACAGGUUACCAAAGUGACCCAAGUAGAUGGAAACAGCCCCGUCAGGUUUUCCACAGAGACCACUUUCUUAGUGGACAAAUAUGAAAUCCUGUAAUACCAAGAAGGGAGGAAAGCAGAAAAAGAAGGAUUUCAGAUUAAUAAAGAAGAAGCCAAAAGUGGCUGAAGAGUUUUUUCAAAUUUACAAGCCAUUGGAGACCCCUUUUUCCUGAUACAGUGUACAUCCUCUGCGCGCAAGGACCCUCAACUCAUCCCCAGCAUUCUGGUGUCACAAAGACAUUCUUUGACAAAGAAAUGACACUAACAUAAAGGGAAAGGCUGCUGAUUUCUUUGGCAGAUUUUACUGGCCAGCAGGAAAGCAUGCUCUCCAGGGAAUGUCCCUAAACACCUCUUCUGCCUUCAUAUAAGUUUCCUCUUUAUUUUAAUCCCUAAAUAUAGUUAUAUUUCAUACUUCGUUUUAAAACAUUUUCUCUAUAGAUUUGAAUCUUUCAUACCUCUCAAUAUUUUUUUCAGUAUACUCAGUCAUGCACUGGGAUCAUCUCUUUGUAGAUAUUGUGUUUGCCACUCCUAGAACAAGGUUAUCUAACCCAUUCUUGACUUUAGACAGUACCAGUGAACUGCUUAAGGGAUGUAGAGUCUAGAAGUUUGAAAUACAAUGUUGUCUUAUUUUCUCUCCUGUGUCCAUCCAUUGUUCCAUUUCUUUGCCAAGUGGUCCCCUUAUAAGACCUGCCUUUCCAGUUGCAAGCAGUACUGUGAAUCCCACUCGUGUCAAUUAUUAAAGGUAGCUGAAAAGCAGCUCUCCGAUGAACAUACCUUUUCAAGAUGCCUAAUAAGAUGGCUACAUUCAUUUCCACAUGGAAUCAUGUCUGCUGCUAGUACUACACAACUUCCAUUCACCACGUGGGGCAGCACUGUAUUACUGCAUAGUCAUUCAUAGUGUCAUAGUCCACUUAGAUUCCUCAUGUUCAUCUACCCCCUUCUUCCAGAUGUUCUUCCCUUUGUCAGUCUUCUUUCCAGCAGAAGUGAGUGAGGCUACUAAGUCUGUGCCAUUUCCCAUUAGCCCUGAACCAUCGAGGAGACCCCAUCUUCACCAUUAGAGUGGUAGCAUUUUGAGAGGCAAGUGAUUAUAUUGAUAUGUAGAGAGGGGUUACUCAGAUAUAACCCAUUUCCUUUCAUCUAAUCAGACAUUUUUUGACCUACCUAUCUGUCCCUAUUUCUGAAAUCCUUUUUUCCUCCUCUCAGCCUUUUUUGUGUCAUCAUGUAGUAAUUGUUUUUCAGCUGCAUUUGCUCUAUUGCCUUUUUAAUGGAGGCUGAAUCACCCAGUCCCACUAAGCAUUGCACUGGGUGGGUGGAUGAUGAUUGCUGUAAGGCUAUGGGAAGCAGAAAAUGACAGUAGAUGACCUCCACACUCUCAGGUGGCUGGAGAGCAGGGCUCUCAUUCUGAACAGCUGGCCCUCCAUGGCAAGAGUAUGCUAUCCAUGAAGUAGAGUAGUCACACAAAAAGUGGCUGUGGCUAGAUGGCUUGCCAAAGAAAGUUCUGGCCUUUCCCUUUCCCCUAAACUGCAUCAGGGAAGAAUCCUUAUCUCCAGCUUGGUUUUUAUGUGAGGUUUUCUGAGAAAGGGGACUGGGAUAAGAAGUCUGUCAUGUAGUUAAGUAGACAAGAAAUCUUAUUAAUCCAGUUGUAUUUCAGAGUUGUUUGUCCCUAUGAUUUUUAAAGUCAAGUUUAAUUUCACAAAGACUUUUUUCUGAAAUUACUUUUGGGGUAAUAUUUAAAAUGAGAGACAUUUUGUAACCCUGUAAAAUACAUAGGGAAUAUAACAUUCCAAUGUACACAACGAAGGCAAAUUCUUUAAUCAAAUAAAAGAGUAUUAUAAAAGGA